AUGGUGCUCGUGACAUCUUCGACUAUCUCCCUUGCAAUAUCAACAUCGAUAAUUAGUUUAUUUACUCUUGUUCUAUUUUUGUCGGGCUACGUUCUGCAACAGAAGUCUAUCAGGGGUAUACAAGCCGCCAUCAGCCCCGCCACGCAAACCCUCCUCACCUCAUGGCCUUAUGCUGUACCCGGCGGGUCACCUGCUGGCGCAUACGCUAUCGUUAACCAACGAAAAGACACAUUCUCCUUCCCUAAAGUUGUUGUGGAAAAUGAUGGUACGGGAGUGGGAAGGGGACGCGGAGUCGGGGAAGGAGGGGAGUCCUCCAGCAAUGAAGGACUUAACACAGGACGAUAUGAUCAAGGCGACAGAUAUGGACAAAAGCAUAAACAAGCAUACCUCCAAAUGAUAUCAAGACCCAGCGCAUCGGGUAUCUGCUCGAGUCUUUUAUUCUUUAAGACACUCACCUCCCAAAACGAGAUCCAGACAGACAAAGUAUUCCUAUACCCUAAAUCGUGGAACCAGAACUCGCCAACGAGGAGUAUUGCGGAGGCUUUAAAAAUACUCAAACAACACCAAGACGAAUAUGAUAUAAUUAUACACGAUAUCGAUAUGACGGAUCCAAACUACCGUUUCCCAUCCAGCACAAAGCUCCUUAGAAAAGCUUCACAUAAAUUGAUUCACUACGAAAAGAUUUUCUACACUCGCUCUCCUGGUGUGCUUCUUGAUUCCGCAAAGAUAAAUAAAUUGUUCUUCUCCCCACCUCCCCAGUUCUCACCCUCGGUCUCAUUUUCGUAUUCGCCAUUUUCGUCAUGGAAGAAGAGAGCACAAUCGAACAAAAAUUCACAGACCGAUGUGUGGGUUCCAACCCGCUUAUCGACCGCGAACACAGACCUUCCCUAUGCGAUUCUAGUCACAACGGAACGUAGCUCCUCAGGUGGUAUUUCUAUCAGAUCCCAUGUACCUUCUCCAUCCGUCAAACAAUCGUUGAUCGUUCCGGCAGUAUCUAGAUUUCCGGUCAAGGAAGGUUCGGAGAUGCAUCCUGCCUAUGUGUUCUUUGAGAAAAAUAAGAAUCAAAUGCAGGAUAUGGAGAAUGUGUAUUAUCAAGAAUGGAAGAAACAGGUGCAGGAUAUCUGCCGUGGGAUUGAUAUUAAUGACUGA
Molecule: messenger RNA, 1149 nt
Organism: Histoplasma mississippiense
Lineage: Eukaryota; Fungi; Ascomycota; Eurotiomycetes; Onygenales; Ajellomycetaceae
Exons: 1
Coding region: 1-1149 (382 amino acids)
Source: RefSeq, a predicted model, not a curated record